UUUUUACAGCAAUAAAUUAAAUACCCCUGUCGAUAACAUUGACAUCUUGCAAUAGCUCGUUGAUACGGAACAUUUUGCGCAGUGGAAACGUCUUUGUAACAUGGUAAGUUUGUAGUCCAUAGCUUUUAAUCUAGGUUAAAGAUUUACGCUACAAUAACCUGAUCAGCGAUGUUUUCAUAGUGUACUGUGUAGGUCUCAGGUUGAAACAAUAACUAAAAAAAUGAACAACACAGACUGAGUAAAGACUAUCUUAACGAUGAGCAGGUAAAUUGGACUCAUUUUUUGCCUUGAACUGAAUGGGAGGUAUCGCAUCAUUUUGGAUGUAUCCAUUAUCGGUUAAAGUAUAUUAUGAGCUAGGCUCUAGCUCACACUGAAUAUAAGGGGUAUUUUGUAAAGGUAGUUAUGCCCCGACUCACUGCACAAAAACGUAGAAAAAUUCAAUAUCUAAUCCUCUGUUUCUAAGCAAGACAUGAGGUGAAAAUUUUUCAGCCUUUAUCAUAAACCGAAGUUAAGAAUUUGUAAUGAGAAAAAAAAAAGUAUUCUGUGGGGAGGUGUUAGUUAAAAGAUUACAAGUUUCGUCCUUAAUGCCUACAAAACGCUAGAAGACUGCUUAACUCAGCUGGUAUCCUUCGGUGAGGAAUAAUUAUCUUAUUUGCAUUCUGGUGGUUAGUUUGAGAGCAGGGUAUUAACUUAGGAAACGGAAUCUUCGACUUGAGGUAAAGGUGGCCUGCUUUAACGUUAAAAUUAAGUUCAAAGCACAAGAAUGACAACUGUUAAAUACAGGUCUAAAUGACAAUACCUUGUAUGUUUUUUCCAUCAUUUACAUUACUUUUUUGCCAGUUGAAGACUAGUUGAUGCAUAUGCACGCCUGAGAUUUGACUUGGCAUUUUUAUUACUACUUAGUUUCGUACCGCACGGUAUGUAUGGCACACCUCAGAUAAAAUUGCCAACAAAAAGUUCGUUAUUACAAACGCGCGCGCGGAAUUUGAAUAAAAAAAACUAUUGCGUGCCAACGGAAGAUGUAAAGCUGCUAAGAAGGAAUUUACGCGCGUGCUUGCAGGAAGCGACAAGUUCAUUUCGCCUUUUCAAGGACGCAAGAUCGGCUCUGCAAAUGAUGAAAUAUUUUUCCCACAGGCACAAAUUACAGCGAUUCGAAGGGGGAUUAAUUGUGCGGCUUGCUUUAAGAUCUUCCAAGUUAAGCUAAAUCUAAUCUUAGCGUCUUUCAAGUGCCAGACGUGCUUACUGAGUUCUGACUACAUAGCUGUUAUUUAGAGAAUGAACGUGUACUUUUAAUUCUUUUAAUUGCGAUAAAGUUUUUGUCGCCGUAGGUCUCAAAAAAAAAAAAAAUAUAUAUAUAUAGCCUUUAUAUUACUUAAUUACCUUCUGUUUAGCGUUAACAUUAAUGACAGUCCAUCUCUUUCUUUCUAUAAGAAUAAUGAAUUUUAGUUGAAAUAAAAUUCUCGUCAGGGAUUCCUUUUAAAUGGGUGCAAUGUGCCAGGCAACAUUGUCAGUUUAGCUAGCACACCAUUGUUAUUACAUACCGUUCUAACUUAUAGGUGGAACGAGAAUUUAAAUGAUGUAUAUUAAUGGCAACGUUUGUGUUCAAUUUUUUCUUUCGGUCUUUACUAAAAAAAUAUUUCGCGUCCUGACACUUAUUUAAGCUGAAACAAACAUCACAAAAGACUUUUAAGAACAUUUUUAAAAAUUUAUUCAAACCCCCGUCCAUGCCAACUAAUUUGCUUUAACAAGGACCAGUUUUUGCAGGUGUUUUGGGGGAAGAUCUGUUGUAAAAUGGAAAAAAAAAAUAAAAGCAUAUUUUAUUCAUAAUAUAGGCGAAUCCUUUUUUACACUUUCCGUUUUGUGACAUUUUAUUAAGCUAAUAGAGGCAUCUUUAUAGGGGGCUAGGUGGUGAGAGGGCGACAUGAUUGAUUGCUUGAAAUAAGGGUUAGAUCCUGUUUAAACAACAUUUAACUCACAUCUAAUUAAUGCCACAGGCAUGAUGACAUCUCUGAAUAUAUAACAAUUAUUCUAUUAUGCUAUUAUGCUAAUUAGGCUAUUUCUUACUAAAAAAACUAUUUAGGGAAUAGUAAGAAACAGCAUAAUAGUAUUUGUAAUUUCUGAAAACGUCGAGCUAGAUGUAACAAAUAUCAAAUGUCCAAUUUUUGGGGGGAAAUUUUCGGUUAAAAAAACUCAAAAUUUAUCAAAGGAAGUGUAGGCUCAUUAAGGCUUUUUCUACUCAGCAAUCUUGAAGUUUGGUUGAUAUUUCCUUAGAUAUUGAUUUUAAAGGAAAGUUAUCUCUGAAAGAAAUAUAUGGUUUUAUGCUAAAUGUGACUGAUUAAUGUGCCAUUUCUCCAGCUACCGGGGAGGGAGCGUUCCUGCCAUCCGGGAAAUUAUAUAUGUGUUUUUAUGACAAGAAGGCCUCUCUGCUCACUGCAAAAAGAAAGUUGGAAAACAUUUUCCCCUCCCUUCCCUCCCAUAUGACUCCACUUUCCUCAGGCAGGUUAAGGCAUAUAGGUUGAAAGGCUAAAAGACCCCCAAAGACACAGACACACUAAUGACACAGAAGGAUCCACGAAAAAAGGGUUCCACAAAGAUAUGAUAAGACAUCUCACUAAAAUAGUUUUGGAAAAUUCAUCCUAAGCGUCACGUGACAUUCAUUAGUCUAUGGCGUCACAAAAACUGUUUUCUCAAACGAGGCAAGGUUGUUAAACUUUAGCCUAAAAUUGUCAGCGAAACCGUCUGGAUUGUCAAUUAGCCUUGCAAGGUGGGUUAAAGCAUUUUUAUUAAGAGUUAUUAAAGUCUUUUAUAAGUCACGUGACAUGUUUUUCUUUAUUUCAUAAUCCUUGCUCAACUUAGGCAUACAUGCCUGGCUAUUUCAUGAUACCCAGGCCUAGGGAAAAACACUGUUGCCUAAGAAUAUUUGCUGCUCUUUCAUUUCCUUUCACCCGUUUUUAUUUGAACACUUUGAACGUCAGGUGACUAAUAUUUCAACAAUGAAUAUGUCACAUAUUGUUAAGAUCGUCGAGCUAAAACUGUUUGCCAAGUUUCAUGACGACUGAUCAAAACAAUCCGUUUCAAAGGCCACUUCGCCAAAUUAUGCAAAUUAUGAGGUGACCCAUGCCUUAAUCGCCUGAGGAUCAUCUCCCGGAUGGCAGGUGUACCCUCACCUUUGCUGGUGUAAAUGUUCUAGUUUUUCUGUAUUUUCCUAGCUUCAUAUGCUUAAAUGAAAUAAACGGUCACUCUUGUGGCCAAAUUUUUCCCAAACUGCAAUUGUUAUUAUUAGGUCUCCCAGCAAACAGAGCUCACCCAAACCGAGACUCCACCAACAGCAAUAACCGACUCAAUAAUUACUAUCUCAAGGAACAUGGAGCAUAAACUGAGCUAAAUGUGGCACAGACUGCUCAAGUUAACCAGCUGGUACAACCUUUAAACGUUAUUUGUAAAUCCUUUACACGGGUACGGAAAAAGUUUUACCUGUGCAACCCGUUUACACGGAACCGUACAAAUUCUGUUACAGCCGAUUGCAGUAUUGUUUCGAUCCGCGAAUUGUUUGCCUUUUAAAAACUCAGACUUGCACGAUUCCCUCUGCUUGAAAUAAUUGAAUAGGGUCAAAGUACAUGUAGUUGAUACAAACUUGAUCCUUUUUUUUGUUCCAGGCUGAAUCGCAACUCUCCGAAGAUCAGUUAGCAGGUAUGAAAUUAAAUUCUGAUCUGAAAAUGAGCCAUAUGCAACCACUUGCCUUGUAGUUAUUCUGUCUGCAUUCGAUUGGGAAAUCUGAAUUUAGGAUUUGGAAUCCGGAUUUCGGAUUUUGCAAUAAUUAAAGCAGAAAAUCCAAUACGGAUUACUUCGACAAAUUAGUAUUGGAUUUCAAAGAAGAAUCCAAAUCUUCUAUGAGUUUUGUUUGAAAUCCGAAUUUGAAAAAUAUAUAGUUCGCGUGAUCAGAAGUCUUCUUUUUUUUUUUGUUAAUUCAUGCGUGCGCACAGUCUUAGCGGCGCUUCGACGUAAUCCGGGUUUGGAUUUCGCGUUGUUAUACAAAUCCAAAAUUUGGAUUUCAAGAUCUAAAGCAGGAUUUCCCAAUUGGAUGCUUCCUAAUUUUCAGGGUAAGGGGGAUCUUAUAUGAUGAGCUUAUCGGCAUUUACACUUAUUCCUCCACAUCCUUAACAGCAAUCACACAAGCAUUCUCUCUUUUCGACAAGAAUGGAGAUGGCAAGAUUAACACGAAAGAGUUGGGAACAGUGAUGGAAUCGCUAGGGGAAAACCCGACAGAAGCUGAACUUAAAGAAAUGAUCAGUGAAGUUGACACAGAUGGUAAUGAUCCACUUUUUUUUAAGAGCAUAUAGUCAUGCAAGAGAUUUUCAAGAGAACAAUGGAACAGAAAGGAAGUCUUAGGGCGUUGACCGCGUUGACUCUCUCGUAUGCGACCACCCCUGGCGCACGAAAAAGUGGUCGCUUACGGGAGGUGGUCGUCCAAGGGAAAAAUCAGGAAAAUAUGCUCAAAUUGAACUGAUGAACGUGAUUACAUAAAGUUAUUAACUAACAAGAUAAAACUAAGGCAAACAUACAAGUGGCCACACUGGUUCACAUCGAAUAGCACUUGGAAAUGUUGAAACUUUGUACAUAAGAGUAUUGCAGCAAUGUUACAAUCCACAUUUUUUCCCUACAGAUCGUAUCACAGCAAUCCUCUUUCAAGUCAACUGCUUUCAGGGAUCCGCAGCGCUUUUUAAAACUGAACUUUUGGUGACAUUUGAGCUGCAAUGGUUUUCCUACAAUCAUACGUGAUCAUGCCAGGGUCACUUUAAUACGAGAAAAAGAAAAGAAUAGAAUAAUGUUGAAUUUCUGGUUAUAAAAGCGGUCGCGGUCUUUUAAGUAGUGGUAACUUACGAGAGAGUUUUUAAAACAGUGUUUAACUGAGAAACAAGACGGUUAUUUAUACAAAGUGGUCGCUUACGCACGAAGGAUGGUGGCUUAAGAGAAGCGGUCGCUGUGGGAGAGUUGCUUGUAUGAAAAUUUCCCAGAGUUCAUAGAGCAUUUAGCUUUAAAAAAUUUCUUCAAAACGUUUCUUCAAAAUAUUUUAAGAAAUUUUUAAAACAGUUAAAAUUAUAUGACGUUUCGACGUUCUCGGACGUCAAUAGAGAGCUUUAGAUUGCAUAUCAAGUCGGCAGAAGAUAGAGCGUACCUUGGCACAUUCUUGACUAAAGGCUUCUGUCGUAGAUGAUAAAGCAUAGGCGCGAUGUAACAUGGUCUUAAAUAAACCGGUUUUGUAACGUUUGUUUACAUGGCUUUGAAAAUGCAAGAGCAGAACAGUCUGUUGGUCCGCCUUUUGUAAUCACGGGUUUCAAGUUCUUUUCUAUUCUUAUAGCUCAUUUCAAAUGAACGGGAUCUUGUUAUCAGUAGGAAGUUUCGGCCAUUGUAAUUCAGGCUCGGGACGGCGUAGAGCAUUCGAUGUAGUGAGAAAGUCAGCGUCGGCAUCGAUGGCAGGCAUUCUAGCAAGAGUGUCGUCCAUAUACCUUUUAUAGAGAGAGGGUGCCUUACCGUCGCGUGUGAGUUUUUCUUUGAGGUGGCACAUAAAACACAUUGGCCAUUAGUGGGCCAAGAGGAGAGCCCAUCGCUAUACACCUUCAGUCUGUUCAUACAAAUGACCAUCGAACUGAAAAAAGUUGAUUGGUGUUGGCAACAUCAAAGAGUUGUGUAAGUUCCUACUUCUCAAGGUUUAUUAGAUCAUUAUUGGUAAAGGUUUCGUCGACCAGGAUGUUAAUAGUCUCACUUAGAGGUAUAUUGGUAAAAAGGGCCUUCACGUCAUAAGAGACCAGUAUAUCUUCUUCAUUCAAAGGAAUGGAACAAAUCUCAUCAGAAAAUUCAAACGCAUCAGUAAUAGUGUACUAGUUUACAGAAGGUGGUUUUGAUUAGUUUCUUCAAGCCAACUAGCCAGGUUAAAGUUGUAAGUUCCGGUGGGGGAUAAAAUUGGUCUCAUACUCAAUUUAUUUGACUUUGUGUCCCUUGGGAAGCUCAUAAAGAUGGGACAAGAAGAAAGGGAAGUGGCAAUGUCUUCAGGCAGUAUUUAAUGUAGGAUUGAAUGUACAUCUUUCUAUUUCUGAAGAAGUAGGUGAAAGUGGUUCGGGGUCGUCCACGAAGGUUUGGGCAUCCCGGGGGACUCCCAUCUAAAAGUGACGAGGAUGCUCGUGGGAAGAUUCAAAUUAAAUCCCCUGAAGGGGAUCCAAUGUGGGUGUGGCUUAAGUUUAAACUGACCCCUAAGGAAGAUUUCUCUGUGGUCAGCGUCAGGGCAUUUUUUGUAAAUUUUUUUAUGCACAAUACUAAGCGAUACCUGGAUGGGCAAAUAGUAACUUUACAUCACAAACACCCUAACUGAGACCAAAAUCUGCAAUUUACACCCCAAAGCGAGACGAGGUUCAUCCCCUUCACUUUUAUAUGGGCGGCCCCGCCCCGUUUUGGGCGUUUGUCAUCAAUGCGUGCAAAUUUUGUAGCAUCCCCUAUUCAUCGAUUGAAGUUGCGCUUAGAAGACGGACAUGUUCAGGUUUGGCCAUGACUACAAUUCCAGAACCUCUGUCAGGUUUGGUAAAAAACUAAGUCCUCAGGUUUCCUUAAGCGAUCGAGCAGUUUCACGGGAGUUUUAGAUGUAGAAGGGCUUGUGCGCUGAAAGUAAUUCAAAGACAUGGAAAGUAAUGUUGAACUUGUUAACUCUUUCUCGUUAGGAUCUUUCAAAAGUGGCUCAAUUUUCCGACAGGCUUUCUCAAAGUUAGCUUUGAUUUCAGCUGGAGCGACUUUUUGAGGCAGAUAAAAUUUUAUUGUCCCGCAAGAAUGAACAGGCCUUUCGAAGAUACGAAGAUAUGAUGCUAAUAUGUUCGUUCACGUCAAACUUCUUUGAUAACAAGCGAGAAAUCUUGCUAACAUGGCUUUUCAUCAUUUCAUCAUAUUGGUUCUGUCGCACUGUAUUCAGUAUCCGUAUGAUGGCAAUGCAGCGAAUGAACGAGCAUUACUCCCUGGUGUUCUUGUGAGUGCUUCGAAGUUCUUCCUUGAGAUGACUGAAAUAAUAUAACUUAGAUCUCAAUCCCUCGUCCAGACCUAACCUUAUUUUGAUAAUUGUCUGAUGCCUUCUUCCAUGCACGUGCUUUUCUUCAUUAUUCAAUUUAACGGAAGUCUGAUUCCUUGGACGUCCGCACAUCUUAAUCGAUUGUUGAAAACUUUAUCAAGUUCACUGUACCUCAAAGCACGCAAUGUAGAAUUUUGUAAUGGUGACACACCAAGAGAGCAUAGGGAAGUAAUGCCCCAUUAUUCUCUCUAUAGAGAGGAGAAGUCGUUACGUCACGUUGCCAUGGUAGAAACAUUUUUGGAUGACAACAAACCGAAACUUCACUUAUUAAACGAAAAUUCGCACUGCUUCAAACUUCAUCGAUCUUAAUUCACUUUCAUUUAAUUUGUCAAAUGUUGGCGAAAUUUUCUGGAUUGAAUCCGAAAGAAAAAGAAAAAGAAACUUUUUGUGUUGUGUUCAUCUACUUCGCAAAGCGGGGAGCGUGAAAUUAGAAGUUUCUUGUCGCAGUCAUGCAAUGAUGGCUAUAAAAUGUGCAAAAAAGCGUCAUGCACGAGCGCAGUUGUUAUUUACUAAUAUAAACUUAUUGCCUUUUUUGCCGUUCUCGUCGCCUUCGCCGUCGUUGUUGACUAAGCUCCCUUUUGUUGUGAUCCAAAAAUUUCUCUACCAUGGUAACGUGACGUCAUACUUCUCCUCUCUAUUGACAACAUUGAAUAAAAGUCUUCGGGCGACCCCUCCCAGUACGGAAACCAAUUUCAGAUUGAAAUUAAUUCACAUAUCACAGAGGCUAGACUAUCUCAUUAUUCUCUCUUGAUUCACUUACUGUUAUGGCUGUUACAGUGGAACCUCGAUUUAACGAAGGGCCAAGGGAUUGGCCAGCAGAUAGUUUGCUUAAAACGACGUUUCGUUCCAUCGAUGCUCUUUUCUGUAUAUUCUACCAUAACUGAGGCAGAGAAUAUCGUUUCGAUUUCCUCGUUAAAUCGAGGUUAAACUGUAUUGUAAUUUAGCAGUUUACUUAGUCUGAGUGUCUAAUUGUUUUUAUCAGGCAGUGGAACAAUUGAAUGGUCAGAAUUCCUUAAAAUGAUGAAAGAAAGAAAGAAAGAGGAAGAAUUUAAUGAGGAGGAACUUAGGGAUGUUUUCAAAGUAUUUGACAAGGACAACAGUGGCUUUAUCAGUGCUUCUGAGUUAAAGGAAGUGUCGAGCAAGUUGGGACGAAAUCUGACCGACGAGGAUGUGAAAGAAAUGAUGAAAGAAACGGAUUUAGAUGAAGAUGGAAAAAUCAGUUAUGAAGGUAAGUGUUUUUGAAAGAACGUGAUUCACGCAGAAUAAUUGAACUUUGUCUGACCAUAGAUUAUUUUUUUGUUUAUACCUUUCAUGCGAUGCGCAGAAAGUAUUUGAAAAUGAAAUUAAGACACAAUCCACUUGGACAUUUUGAGUAAUUUUGAUUUUCAGUGGACAAAAAUCUUGUACCGGAAUAAUUUAAAGCAGAUUGCAUUCUUUCUUACAUUUUUCAAGGUCUAAAGAUGUAAUAAAUCAUCUGUAGUGACACCAAACAAUAGGUCUUAAGGGAGCCCGAUAAAAUAUAUAUUUAAUUUCACAAAAUUACAUCUUACACAUGAAAUUCUAGGAACUUUACCUGUGUAAUCACAAUUCUUGUGAAAUUUGAGUUUCAUUUUCUCGGACUUCCAUGAGAAAUUGUCCUUGGUGUUACUACAGAUGAUUUAUUAGGUCUUUAGCCCUUGAAAACUGUAAAAAAGAAUGCAAUAUUCUUUAAAUUAGUCUGGUACAAGGUUUUUGUCCACUGAAAAUGAAAAUUAUUCAAUUUCCUGAUGGCUUCCGUCUUCAAACAAAACUGAAUGCAAAGGCAAAGGGCUGAUUAAUCUCGGGCCAAUAUUUCGGUUAACAACAUAAGCCCUCCUUAGGGCCAUAGCUACAUUGAAAGAAAAUACUACAGAAAUAGAAGGGAGACAUACUCGCUAUAAUUGUUAAUUUUUACGUAACGUCACUAAAAUUCAGAUUACAAAACUAUGGAUCCUACUGAGAUUUUACUUUAAUGACGUGUUUGAGCAGCUGCUAAGUUAAAGUAUUUAAACAAGUUGUCAUUCACAUUCAACGUCAAGUUUGGGAUCAUAAGAAAAUUAAAUUAAGUCGAAAAUUAAAAGAAGUAAAAAAGACGCCAGCCAAAAAUUAGCUUCGAGUUGUGCUUCACAUAAGCUCCCGAGUGAUGAUUUGCUUUCCUCUUAAUGUUCUUUUAUUUCUCUCUUUUAUUUCAGAGUUUGUAAAGUUGAUGAGCAAGUGAAUAGCCUUUUUUCCAGUCGUUUUGUUAUUAUUCGAAGUUGCUUCAUGAACAGUUCUUAAUUUGACUGUCCUAUACUGGUUUGCCAAAAGUGACCAAUCAAGUAUCCAUGUAGUUUUAAGAAUUUCAUAUACAGGGAUAGUUGUUUGAUAUUCUGUUGAAUUUUUUGUUAUAUUAUUGUAUCUAACU
Molecule: messenger RNA, 9530 nt
Organism: Porites lobata
Lineage: Eukaryota; Metazoa; Cnidaria; Anthozoa; Scleractinia; Poritidae
Source: the annotation of a GenBank genome assembly